Molecule: messenger RNA, 3296 nt
Organism: Astrephomene gubernaculifera
Lineage: Eukaryota; Viridiplantae; Chlorophyta; Chlorophyceae; Chlamydomonadales; Astrephomenaceae
Source: the annotation of a GenBank genome assembly
ACAUACUCAAAAGGAUACGUCUGUCAUUAUACGCGUAUAUCCCCUUAUACUUAUCACGUUAUCUUGGAGCCUGUGAGACGUUAGUAAUUAGCUCUGACCAGCCCGAAAGCCAUGGACGACGCCACCAGACGUUUGCGCGUGGUGUCAGGACAUUUCCAUGUUCACAAGCCACAAUCACUGCUGGAGGUGCCGUUCGACGUGAAGGAGCUUCAGCGCAUUUUGGACCAUGACAACCAUGAUCACCGCCAGGCCAUGAAAGAGUUCAUGAAGGAUGACCUCUACGUCCCUCAGUACGACAUCAGCCUCCGCGAGGAGCGCGAGCUCGCCCUGCAGCGGCUGCAGCGCGUGUGCCGUGCGGGUUUCAUCUCCGUCUCCGACUUCCGCCACAACCCGCUGCGCAUCUUCGCGGCUCACGAGGUGGCGGCGCUGUGCGACCCCAGCAUGGGCACCAAGAUGACGGUGCAGUUCAACCUGUUUGGCGGCACGGUCCUGAAGCUGGGCACGGAGCAGCACCACGGCCCCUUCCUGACCCAGAUCGACUCGCUGGACGCGGUGGGCUGCUUCGCGCUCACGGAGCUGGGGUUCGGCAACAACGCGGUGGAGAUGCAGACCACUGCCGAGUACGACAGCGUGCGGCAGGAGUUCAUCAUCCACACGCCGGGGUCGCUGGCGCAAAAGUAUUGGAUUACCAACAGCGCCGUACACGCGCAGUGGGCGGUUGUGUUUGCGCAGCUAACGGUCAACGGUCGGCAGGAGGGCAUCCACGGCUUCUUGGUGCGCAUCCGCAACCCUGACAUGAGCGUGUGCCCCGGUGUGCGAGUGGAGGACAUGGGGCACAAGAUGGGCUGCAACGGGGUGGACAACGGCAAGCUCUGGUUCGACCACGUGCGUGUGCCCCGCACCGCCCUCCUCAACGCCUCCUCCCAGGUUUCCCCCGACGGCCGCUUCACGUCCUCCGUGUCCCGCCCGCGCGACCGCUUCCUGCGAGUGGCCGACCAGCUGCUGAGCGGGCGGCUGUGCAUCGCAGCCAUGAUGCUGAGCGGUAGCAAGCUGGCACUGGCCAUUGCGUUCAGGUACGCCUCCAGCCGGCUGUGUGUCGGACCCACGGGUCGCUCCGACACCCCCAUCCUGGCCUACCAGCUGCAGCAGCGGGCGCUGGUGCCGCUGCUGGCUCGCACGUUGGCUCUGGGGGUGGGGCUCAACUACGUGAAGGAGCGGUGGGCGGCGGCCAGCGGGUUCGCGCCGGGGCAGCAGGUGGAUCCCACGACCGCCACCGAGGUUGUGGUGCUGUGCUGCGCCAUCAAGCCGCUGUGCUCGUGGAACAUCGAGCAGUGCGGCACCGUGUGCCGGGAGCGGUGCGGGGGGCAGGGCUACCUGUCGGUCAACAGGUUCGGCUCCAUCAUUGGCUUCGCGCACGCCGGCAUGACGGCGGAGGGGGACAACAGGGUCCUCAUGCAGAAGGUGGCCAAGGAGCUGCUGGGGCUGUCCGGUCGGCUGCCGGGGCUGCGGGAGCGGGUGGCGGGGGCGGCGCUGCCCGCACUGCCGCCAAACACCCUGGCGGCGGUGGCGGCGGGGCCCACGGGCUCCGCUGCGCUCUCCCUGCUGGGCGACCUGGCGCUGCUGCGGCGGCUGCUGGCGGUGCGGGAGGGGCGCCUGAUCAGGCAACUGGGGGCGGCCAUGGCGGCAGCGGCAGCAGCCAGCAACGCGGGAGGCAGCGGGGCCGCCGGGGGGGCUCAGGAGGCGACGUUUGAGACCUGGAUGAAGCGGGAGAGCGAUCUGGUGCAGGCCACCGCGUUGGCCUUUGCCGAGCGCGAGGUGCUGGACGCCUUGAUGCGACUGCUGGGCCUGCAGCCGCAACCGCAGUCCGCCCCCUCCUCCUCCUCCUGCCCCCCGCCGCUGUCUGCCGGGGUGGCGGGUGUGAUGCGGAGUGUGGCGGUGCUGUUCGCGCUGCGGGCGGUGGAGGCGGACCUGGCCUGGUUCAUUGCGGAGGGGGAGCUGCCCGCAAAGGCGGGUCGCUCCGUGCCCGAGGCGGUUCGCUCGGCGGUGCUGUCUCUCUCCCCGGGCGCCUGCUGGGGGCUGGUGGAGUCGUUCGGCAUCCCCGACCACCUGGUGGCGGCGCCCAUUGCCGGCGACUGGGCGACGUACAACCAGGUGGACAACAAGGGGGAGCUGUUCGGAGCGGAUGUGUAGCGGGCGGAUGUGUAGGGGUCCCGCAGCUGCUGCUGCUGCUAGGUGGGCCAGUCAGCGGUGGUGGGCUGGUGUGAGGGGCGGAGGGGAAGAUGGAGUGGGGCGGGGUUGGGAGAUGGGGUGAAGGGAGAUGGAGGAGGGUGAGGAAAGGAGGGACAGCGGGAGCUGCCGCGGGGUUGUCUUUCAUAACCGACCAUCAUCACGGGCUUUUGGUUUCCUUGUAUCUGGCGUCACAAAAGAUUCGGUUUAUAGCAAAAAACAACACUGUUCGGAGCUCCUGGGUGGCAUCACGGCGCAGAGUAAGAUUACAUGUUGGUACGCCGUGCAUGUUAUCGCGGUGUGCAAAUCUCGUCGUAGAGAUGUAGCCAAGAGUGUUUAUAGGGUUAUGUUUGCAGUCCACCCGUGCCGCUUCUGUCGUCAUCUGGUAUCAUAAAAGAAGCGAGACACACGUGCACACCAGCGCAUGUGGGCUGUGCAAAAAAGGAUACGGGUUAUGCGGUUAGAUGCGCUGCUGACCCAUGGGUCAGCUGGUGUGCCAUCCACGUGCACUGAUUGCUGCUGUGUGGAUAUAGCGCUACGGAUUGCGCUUCGCGCAAUGGAAUAUACCUGGCCUCGCACACCAUAAAUUGUAUCGUACAUUGAAUUGUUUUGUCGUAUUUGUGCUUGUUUGUCUUUCGGAUGAGAGGAAAGCGUGGGCAUUGCAGUGUACGUAUACUGUACGAGUACGGCUUUAUGUCCUUGCUUUUGUUUUUGUAUGACGGUUUGUCUUUUCGCGAAAUCCACUCUGCCGCCCCCCUUCGUGUACGUCGUGUACUGUGUAACUGUCCUGAUGGUACCUCGGUUCGUAACUUGUUAUCUGCUUGCGGCGUUUGUGUGGGCUGAGGAUGUAUGGUGAAUGAACAAGUGUGUGCAACCAACUAAAACGCGCAGGAGCCUAAGAGCUGGACACGUCUGUUUUUAUCCCUGGAUUGCGGCUGUUGGUAGAGAAGUCCGGACAUGUAAAAGAGGUCGAGGAGGUAGGGACCCUUGCAAGUUGGAUAUACCCAUGAGCUUUGCAGGGAAGCUGUGAGAACACCUCAUAACCGCCUGUUUACUUGCAAGCAACGGCU